Molecule: messenger RNA, 654 nt
Organism: Mycena indigotica
Lineage: Eukaryota; Fungi; Basidiomycota; Agaricomycetes; Agaricales; Mycenaceae
Exons: 4
Coding region: 1-654 (217 amino acids)
Source: RefSeq, a predicted model, not a curated record
AUGCGUUUCUCCACACUUGCCGCUGCUGCUUCCCUCGUCUCUGUCGCGUCUGCGGCCAACAUUGUGGUCAAGGUCGGCGACCAACAGGCCUUGACUUUCACUCCGAACAGCGUAACUGCUGCUGAAGGCGACACUAUUUCCUUCCAAUUCUUGUCCAAGAACCACAGCGUCGUUCAGUCCACCUUUGCCGACCCCUGUACCCGCCAGGCGACCCCGAUUGAGGGUAUCUCGUCGGGCUUCCAGCCCGUUGCGGCCGAUGCGAAAGCCAUCCCUGAAUGGAGCUUCACCGUCAACAAUGCCUCCGCAGCUCUCUGGUUCUUCUGCUCCCAAACCAACCCCGUGUCCCACUGCAACAAGGGCAUGGUCUUCGCCGUGAAUGCCAAACCCGGGGAGAAGAGCUUCGAGGCUUACCAAGCGAAGGCAAUGGCGCUUGGUAGCACUGCUGGUGGCGCAAGUGGUGGUGCGGGUGCCCCCGGUGGCGGUGCCAGUGCUCCCGCUGGCGGGGCCGGCGGCGCUGCUGGGGCCUCUCAAUCUGGAUCUACCCCCCCGGGUGCAUCCGGAACUCCUCCACCAAACGCCGCCUCGAUGAGCCGUGCCAGUUUGGCUGGCAUCGUCGCUUGCGCGGCUGGCCUCUUCGCUGGUCUCCUGCUGUGA